AGAAGAACGAUUUAGACGAUGAGCAGAAGAUGCCGCUCAUUCCGAACCGGAGAGUGUCGGAAGAAGAAAGAAGUUUCCAGUGAUGGCAUCGGUUAUAACAUUUUAAAACAAAAAAUGGAUCGUUGCCUUUGGAUCUUUAUAACUAUUUUAUAUAUAACAUUAAUACAACUUGCCAUCGGAAGCGAAACUUCACAAAAAGAAGUCGAAGAAGUAACAUGUAGUCCAGAUAAUUUUCGAUGCAAGAAUGGACGCUGCAUUCCUCGGCGGUGGGUUUGUGACUACCAACGAGAUUGUGAAGAAGGUGAAGAUGAGCAUCAGUCUUGUCCACCACCUCAGUGCAAUACAAAUCAAUUCUCAUGUGGCCAAUAUGUAUUUAAUCAGUCAUAUUGUAUUCCUCGUCAUUGGCGAUGUGAUAGGGUGGUUGAUUGCGUGGAUGGUACUGAUGAGGGUGAGAACUGUGAUUAUAGACAAUGUUUAGCUUCUGAUCAUAAGUGUAUAAGUGGAUUAUGUAUUCCUGAAAGUCAAAAAUGUGAUGGAUAUUAUAACUGUAGAGAAGAAAGUGAUGAAAAAAAUUGUUCACACAAUGGAACAGCUUGCAGACUGAAUGAGUUUCGAUGUGUAAAUGGUGAUAAGUGUAUAGACGAAAAUAAGAAAUGUGAUCACUGGAAUGAUUGUGGAGAUAACUCUGAUGAAGAAGGAUGCGACUUUCCUCCAUGUCAUGAUGGUCAGUUCAGAUGUGCUAAUGCUAUUUGUAUUCCUCUACGAUGGAGGUGUGAUGGACAUGCUGACUGCACAGAUCAAUCAGAUGAAGCCAACUGUACUCUCAUUACUUGUCCGGAUACCAAAUUUCUUUGCCCAACAGAGAAACAAUGCAUUGAUAAGGAAAAAAUGUGUGAUGGACACAAAGAUUGCCAAGAUGGUGCAGAUGAACGAGAUGCAUGCUCAUCAAGACUGUGUAGUACUUUAGGUUGUGAAUAUGGUUGUAGAGCAUCCUUGGAAGGUGGAGAAUGCUACUGUUCAUCAGGAAAGAAAGUAGAUCAAAAUACUGGAAGAUUUUGUAUAGACUUAGAUGAAUGUGCUGAAUGGGGAUAUUGUGAUCAACUUUGUCUUAAUACUCAAGGAAGUUAUCAAUGCUCAUGUAUUGAAGGCUAUGAACUUUUGUAUCCUCGUCAUUGUCGUGCCACUAACAGUUCUGAAAUGAGGUUAUUUUUUGCCCAUCAUAGUGCUAUAUACAAAACAGAUGCUGAAGGUUUAUCAAUAGAAAUUGUUACAAAUACAACUGCUGCAAGUGGUUUAGAUUAUCAUUAUGAUCGAAAUGUUUUAUUCUGGUCUGAUUCAGACACAAGAAAGAUAUAUUCAGUAAGCCUGGAUAACUGGAGACAGCAAAGGAUACCAGGUGAUAUUACUGUCCCAUUUCCAUGGAGUCCUGUUGCAAUUGCAGUAGAUUGGGUUGGAAAUAAACUAUAUAUUUGUGAUGCACUGGGGCAAAAAAUUGAUAUUAUGGAACUUGAUGGUAGUCGUCACGCUAUACUUCUGAGCAGGAAUUUAAGUUCUCCCAUGGAUAUUGCCUUGGAUCCUACUGAAGGAUACAUGUUCUUCAGUGAUGGUGAUAAUAUUGAUCGUGCACAUAUGGAUGGUACACAAAGGAUUACAAUUGUAGAUACUUUUAUAUAUAAAGCUUCAGGAUUAGCUGUGGACUAUAUUACAAAAAGAAUAAUAUGGUGUGAUGCACAAUUAGACCAAAUAGCCACUGUAAAUUAUGAGGGUAAAAAUAGGCAGACUAUUAUUAGAGGAAGUACACGUGUUCCCUCUCCCAGCAAAAUAACUCUGUUUGAAGAUAAAGUAUAUUGGACUGAUGGCACAAGACAGGGUGUAUUAAAAACAGACCUUUACAAUAAUUCAGAUGUAGCUAAAGUUAUUUAUCGUGACAGAAGUAAAAUGAAAGAACCUAAGUCAAUAUUUCCCUAUCAUGCACUUCAUCAGCCUAGAGUAACUAAUCCAUGUGGAGUUAAUAAUGGUGGUUGCCAGCAUAUGUGUGUUGUAACUAGAGCAUCUGAUGGAUUUGGUAUUGCUUAUAGUUGUGUCUGUAAUAUAGGCUAUGAACUUGCUCCAAAUGAACAAGCAUGCAAAAGAGUUGAACAGUUUCUAUUAUAUGCACAACAGAAACUUGUACGAGGUACUUUGAUGAAUUUCAAAACAACAAGAUGCACAGAUGCUAUGGUGCCAAUUGUGAGCAAAUCGGCCAGAUUUGUUGGUUUGGAUUUUGAUGCUAGAAGGAAUUAUAUUUAUUAUUCAGAUGUUAUUCUUGAUGUUAUAUAUAGGAUAAAAACAGAUGGGACAGGGAAGGAAAAUGUUCUGGCAUCACAGAAUGAAGGAGUUGAAGGUUUAGCUCUUGAUUGGGUUUCCAAUAAUCUUUAUUAUAUUGACAGCCGUAAAGGAACAUUAAAUGUCAUCAGUGUAAUGAAUUUCCAAUAUCGCCGUACAUUAUUAAAAAAUUUAAAACGUCCAAGAGCAAUUGUUGUUCAUCCAAAUAAAGGAUAUGUAUUUUUCUCCGAGUGGGAUCGACCUGCAAAUAUUAGCAGAGCACAUUUAGAUGGAAGCAAUGUAAUGGUUUUUAGAGGUGUUUUGCUUGGAUGGCCCAAUGGAUUAAGUAUUGAUUUCAGUCGAGAUAGAUUGUAUUGGUGUGAUGCACUUCUAGAUCAUAUACAACAUGCCAAUCUUGAUGGUACAGAUGUAAGAACUAUUAAUUCACCAAGAAUAAAACAUCCAUUUUCAUUAGUAAUUUUUGGAGAAUGGCUUUUUGUGACUGAUUGGAGACUAGAUGCUAUUCUUCGCAUGAAUAAAGAAACUGGAGAACAUGAAAAAAUCGUUGCCUCAGUUGAAGAAGGAAGUCGUUUAUAUGGCAUUAAAGUUUAUAGUCGAGAUAAUCAAAAAAUUGACAGUCGUCAUCCCUGCCAAUCUAAUAACGGAAAUUGUCAGAAAUUCUGUUUCUCAAUACCAACAAAUAGUACUCAGGGUCCAGAUUUGAGAGUGCAAUGUGGAUGUCCUUAUGGAGAAAAAUUAGCUAAUGAUAGCAAAACCUGUAUUGCUGAUCCUAAUGCUGAACCACCAGUUCAAAGUUGUCCAAAUGCAUGGGAUUUUACCUGUGAUAAUCAAAGAUGCAUUCCUAAAACUUGGGUCUGUGAUGGUGAUGAUGAUUGUCUUGAUAAUUCUGAUGAAAUGAAAAAUUGUACUCAAACAACUUGUGGUCCAAGAGAAUUUCAAUGCGGUAGUGGUCGUUGUGUUCCUCAGAAUUUUAAAUGUGAUUCUGACAAUGACUGUGGAGACUAUUCUGAUGAGACAGGGUGUGUUAAUGUUACAUGUGAAGCUUCAGAAUUUAGUUGUGAUAAUGGACGUUGUAUUCCAAAAUCUUGGAAAUGUGAUUCAGAAAAUGAUUGUGGUGAUGGUUCUGAUGAAGGUGAUUUCUGCACUGAAAAAACUUGUGCAUAUUAUCAAUUUACAUGUCCUGGAUCAGGACACUGCAUACCUCAGAGUUGGAUCUGUGAUGGUGACAAUGACUGUUUUGAUCAAGCUGAUGAACAGAAUUGCCCUCCAAUAGUAUGCACAUCUUCACAGUUUCAGUGUGCAAAUUUAAAACAAUGUAUUCAUGAAAGUUAUCAUUGUGAUGGUGUUCCUGAUUGUAAUGAUAAUUCAGAUGAAUUGGGUUGUCCCAAAGUAAUNUCUGAUGAAGGUCCACUUUGUGAAUUAAAUGAAUGUAAAGACCAGAAAGUUGGAUGUACAGGUGAAUGUAUGCAGACCCCAACUGGUCCAUUAUGUCUGUGUCCAAAAGGAGAAAAAUUAAAUGAUACAAACACUUGUAUUGAUAUUGAUGAAUGUGCUGUACCUGGAAUAUGUAGUCAAGGUUGCUUCAACUCUAAAGGCUCAUAUAAGUGCACUUGUGAAGAAGGAUAUACUUUAGGAUUAGAUCACCACUUCUGUAAAGCAGAUAAUUGGACUAGUGCAUACUUGGUUAUUUCAAACAGAAGGUCAAUUCUUGUAGCUAAUUUAAAUACAACAACAUUAGAACGUGUUCCUGUUAGAGUGGAAAAUGUUGUUGCUACUUCUUCAGACAUGAAAACAGAUACAUUAUAUUGGUCAGAUAUGGUAGCAAAAAAAAUUUAUAAAAUGGUCAAAGGAGGAGAUCCAGAAGUUGUAAUUGACAGUGGCUUAGAUUUAGUAGAAGGAUUGGCAUUUGAUUGGAUAGCAAAAAAUUUAUAUUGGGUGGAUUCUAGAUUAAACACUGUUGAUGUGGCUACAGCUAAUGGAAAUCAUCAUAUUGUUUUAAUUGCUGAAAAUGUUAGUCAACCAAGAGGUUUAGCAGUGGAUCCAAGAGAAGAUGUUAGAUUAUUGUUUUGGAGUGAUUGGGGAGAGAAUCCAAGAAUUGAAAGUGCUGGACUUGAUGGAAGCAUGAGAAAAGUGAUUGUGCAUACUAAAAUAUUUUGGCCAAAUGGAUUGACAAUUGACAUCCCAAACAAAAGAAUUUAUUUUGCUGAUAGUAAAUUAGAUUAUAUUGAUUUUUGUAAUUAUGAUGGUUCUGGGAGACAGCAAGUACUAGGACAUAAUCAUUAUCUACUACAUCCACAUUCUUUAACAAUAUUUGAAGACACCUUAUAUUGGACUGAUCGUCAGUUGAACAGAGUUCUUUCCUGUCAUAAGUAUAAAGGCGAAAAUGAAACAGUUGUUUCUCAUCUUGUAAGCCAGCCGCUCGGAAUUCAUGUGAAUCAUCCUAUUUUACAACCUGCAUCAAGCAAUCCUUGUGAAAAAGCACCAUGCAGUCACUUAUGUUUACUUUCUCCUUCUAAACCAACUGGUUUUACUUGCAAGUGCCCUGCUGGAUAUGCUCAGGAUAGAACAGCGCCACUUGGAAAAUGCAGUUUGGUUGAUACACCAUAUCUGAUGGUAAUGCGUUCCACACAAUUGGUUGAUAUGAGUUUAACUCCUGGAGACAAACGAGUUGGAUAUUUUACACCACUUAUUGGAAUUGAAAAUGGUCAUGAUUUUGAUUAUGACAAAGAAGAUGGUACAUUAUUCUGGAUUCAAUUGGAAAACGAUGACAAAGAAAAUGUAAAUUAUCCAAAAAUUGAGAGAGCGCAACUAGAUGGAACAAAUCGUACUCAGAUUGUUGUAACAGGCAUUAGCAACCCACGUGAUCUUACCAUAGAUAUAGCAACCCAUGAUGUAUAUUGGGUAGAUUCAAGAGAAGAUGCAAUUCAGAGGGUAUCAUUCAGUGGUGGGAAACGCCAGUAUGUUCGUAAAAAUUUGCCAAAUCCCAUGGGUGUUGCAAUUUAUGGAGAUAAAGUAUUUUGGGUUGAUCGAAAUCUCAGGACUGUUUUCUCUGCAAAUAAAACUUCAGAUAAUAGUAGCACUAUAGAAUCUUUUAAAUCUGAUCUGGAUACUUUGAGAGACAUUGUUAUUUUUGACAAGAAAAAUCAGCCAAUGACAGAAAUGAUUGAUGUAGAAGGAAAAAAUAGGAAAGUGAUUGUUUCAGCUUCAGCAGGAAUUGCAAAACCUCAGGGUCUUUCUUUAAAUAAUAAUCGAUUAUAUUAUCUGGAUACAGUCUAUGAAAAAAUUGUGAGAGUUAAUUUACCUGAUGGUAAAAAUCCAGUUGUUAUGGAAGAAAAUGCUGCUAAUUUGAUUACUAUGAAAGUAUACAGCAAAAGGCCAACGGCGCCGAACGUCACACGUACNGAGGGAAUUGCAUUUGAUUGGACUACUAAAAAAGUUUAUUGGACUGAUUCUGGUAACAGAAGUAUUUAUGCAAUGAAUUUGGAUGGAUCUCAACUUGUUAUGAUUACUCGUGUUGAAAGACCAAGAGCAAUUGUUCUAGAUCCUUGUGAAGGUUUUAUGUAUUUUACUGAUUGGGGACGAUUUGGAAACAAAGGAAAAAUCUAUCGUUCAACUAUGGCAGGCAAUAAAAAAACUGAAAUCAUUGGUGAUAAUUUAACUCAACCAAGUGGAUUAGCUAUUGAUUAUGAAGAGAGAAAAUUAUACUGGACUGAUGCAUUGAGAGAAAAAAUUGAAAGAUCCGAUCUUGAUGGUAAAAAUCGUGAAGUAUUAGUACCUGCAACUAUAUAUCCAUUUGCUAUUACUGUGCACAGGAAUUAUAUAUAUUGGACAGAUUUACAGCUUCGAGGUGUAUAUCGUGCUGAAAAACACACAGGUGCAGGAAUGAUAGAAAUGGUUAAACGGCUUGAAGAAUCACCACGAGACAUACAUGUUUAUGCACCAGAUAGACAAAAAUGUAAUUCAUCUGUCUGCAGUUUAAAUAAUGGUGGCUGUGCACAUUCCUGUCAUCAAGCUGAAAAUGGAACAGUUGAAUGUCUGUGUAAUAAUACCUUCAAAGUUGCCAAUGAAGGGCGCAUGUGUGUUCCUGACAAUGUGACAUGUUCCGAACAAAAAUUUGCUUGUGCAAAUGGUAAAUGUAUUCCUAGAUUAUGGGCUUGUGAUGGAGAUGAUGACUGUGGUGACAAUACAGAUGAAGAUAAACAAUUUUGUGCCUUACAUACAUGUAGCCCAUCAGAAUUCCGCUGUGGUAAUGGAAAAUGCAUCUUUAAAACAUGGCAAUGUGAUCAUGAAAAUGACUGUGGUGAUAAUACUGAUGAAGAGGACUGUAAAUAUCCACCUUGCAAAGAGGGAGAAUUUACUUGUGCCAAUUAUCGUUGCAUACCCAAUGCACAAUUAUGUAAUGGUGUACACGAUUGUAAAGAUAAUAAAACUUCUGAUGAAAGUGCCGAAAGAUGUCCUAAUAAUAGAACUUGCCCUGCAAAUCACAUAAAAUGCAAUUCAACAAACAUAUGUGUAGAACAAUAUUGGCUUUGUGAUGGAGAUAAUGAUUGUGGAGAUAACUCUGAUGAAAAUUCAAUUGUUUGCUCAGAUAGAUCUUGUCCACCAAACAGUUUUAGAUGUCCUAAUAAUCGAUGCAUACCGGCAACAUGGCAUUGUGACGGUGAUAAAGAUUGUGAUGAUGGUGCUGAUGAACCAAAAGAUUACUGUAAGAGUGAGAAAAGGACAUGUUUUGGUGACCUCUUUACUUGUGAUAAUGGUAAUUGUGUUCCACGAAUAUAUCUUUGUGAUGGAGAUAAUGAUUGCCUUGAUAAUUCUGAUGAAGAUGAUCGUCAUCAGUGUGGUGAAACUCCAUGUUCACGUCCUGAAAAUGGAAAAUGUGAACAACUUUGUUUUGCAAUGCCUUCAUCCAGUACAGAAAACUAUAAAUGCUCUUGUGCUUCUGGUAUUUUGUCUUCUGAUAAGAGAACAUGUGAAGAAACAAAAGAAUAUAUAAUAUUUACAACUCGAAGAGAAAUUAGAAGUAUUCACUUAAAUCCCGAUAUUACAAGCUUCCCAUUUCCACCAAGAGGAAAUCUUACAAAUGUUGUUGGAUUGGAUUUUGAUUACACAGAUAGACAUUUACUCUUUACUCAAAUACGUCCCGAUGGCAGUAUAUCCUGGAUGAAUUUAGAUAAUCUCAGUGAAAUGAAAGUCAUACAAGACAAGGGUAUUAAUCCAGAGGGAAUUGCAUUUGAUUGGACUACUAAAAAAGUUUAUUGGACUGAUUCUGGUAACAGAAGUAUUUAUGCAAUGAAUUUGGAUGGAUCUCAACUUGUUAUGAUUACUCGUGUUGAAAGACCAAGAGCAAUUGUUCUAGAUCCUUGUGAAGGUUUUAUGUAUUUUACUGAUUGGGGACGAUUUGGAAACAAAGGAAAAAUCUAUCGUUCAACUAUGGCAGGCAAUAAAAAAACUGAAAUCAUUGGUGAUAAUUUAACUCAACCAAGUGGAUUAGCUAUUGAUUAUGAAGAGAGAAAAUUAUACUGGACUGAUGCAUUGAGAGAAAAAAUUGAAAGAUCCGAUCUUGAUGGUAAAAAUCGUGAAGUAUUAGUACCUGCAACUAUAUAUCCAUUUGCUAUUACUGUGCACAGGAAUUAUAUAUAUUGGACAGAUUUACAGCUUCGAGGUGUAUAUCGUGCUGAAAAACACACAGGUGCAGGAAUGAUAGAAAUGGUUAAACGGCUUGAAGAAUCACCACGAGACAUACAUGUUUAUGCACCAGAUAGACAAAAAUGUAAUUCAUCUGUCUGCAGUUUAAAUAAUGGUGGCUGUGCACAUUCCUGUCAUCAAGCUGAAAAUGGAACAGUUGAAUGUCUGUGUAAUAAUACCUUCAAAGUUGCCAAUGAAGGGCGCAUGUGUGUUCCUGACAAUGUGACAUGUUCCGAACAAAAAUUUGCUUGUGCAAAUGGUAAAUGUAUUCCUAGAUUAUGGGCUUGUGAUGGAGAUGAUGACUGUGGUGACAAUACAGAUGAAGAUAAACAAUUUUGUGCCUUACAUACAUGUAGCCCAUCAGAAUUCCGCUGUGGUAAUGGAAAAUGCAUCUUUAAAACAUGGCAAUGUGAUCAUGAAAAUGACUGUGGUGAUAAUACUGAUGAAGAGGACUGUAAAUAUCCACCUUGCAAAGAGGGAGAAUUUACUUGUGCCAAUUAUCGUUGCAUACCCAAUGCACAAUUAUGUAAUGGUGUACACGAUUGUAAAGAUAAUAAAACUUCUGAUGAAAGUGCCGAAAGAUGUCCUAAUAAUAGAACUUGCCCUGCAAAUCACAUAAAAUGCAAUUCAACAAACAUAUGUGUAGAACAAUAUUGGCUUUGUGAUGGAGAUAAUGAUUGUGGAGAUAACUCUGAUGAAAAUUCAAUUGUUUGCUCAGAUAGAUCUUGUCCACCAAACAGUUUUAGAUGUCCUAAUAAUCGAUGCAUACCGGCAACAUGGCAUUGUGACGGUGAUAAAGAUUGUGAUGAUGGUGCUGAUGAACCAAAAGAUUACUGUAAGAGUGAGAAAAGGACAUGUUUUGGUGACCUCUUUACUUGUGAUAAUGGUAAUUGUGUUCCACGAAUAUAUCUUUGUGAUGGAGAUAAUGAUUGCCUUGAUAAUUCUGAUGAAGAUGAUCGUCAUCAGUGUGAAAACAGAGAAUGUGAUCCAGAAAAAGAAUUCACUUGUAAAGUAAAUAGACAAUGGGGAAGAGCAGUUUGUAUACCUAAACGAUGGGUGUGUGAUGGCGAUCCUGAUUGUGUAGAUGGAUCUGAUGAAAACAGUACCAUGAAUAACUGUCCGCCUCCUGAACCUUGCCAAGAGAACCAAUUUCAAUGUGAUAAUAAGAGAUGCAUUGGCAAAGAAUGGGUUUGUGACCAUGAUAAUGAUUGUGGUGAUGGUUCUGAUGAACCAAAAAAUUGCACAUUCCGUGCUUGCACAGCUGAAGAAUUUACUUGCCGUAACACAAAAUGUAUCCGCAAGAUUUAUCAUUGUGAUGGAGAUGAUGAUUGUGGUGAUAAUAGCGAUGAAUUAGCAACAGACUGUGUGACUGAAGAAGCAACAUGUUCUGGUGCACAAUUUAAAUGUAAAAAUGGCCAAUGUAUUCCCUAUGAACGUGUAUGCAACAAACAAAGAGACUGUACUGAUGGAUCUGAUGAACCUGCUCAUUGUAAUGUCGAUGAAUGUGAGAAGGUAGAAAGUAAUCAGUGCGAACAUAAAUGUGUAAAUACAUUGACUGGAUUUUAUUGUGAAUGUAAUGCUGGUUAUAAAUUAAUGAGUGAUGGUAAAGCUUGUAGAGAUAUUAAUGAAUGUAUAACUGGACCUAGUGUCUGUUCACAAUAUUGUUUUAAUACUCCUGGUUCCUAUUAUUGUAAAUGUAACGAAACAUAUUACGAACGACAGCUUGACGGCCACUCUUGCAAAAGAAGAGACAAUGAAGAACCAUGGCUUAUUUUUAGUAAUCGUUAUUAUCUUCGAAACAUGAGUAUUAGUGGUGUACAUUAUAACUUAAUUAAAAUGGAACUCAGAAAUGUUGUUGCAAUGGAUUUUGACAUUAGUGAAGAUAGACUUUAUUACUGUGAUGUUAGCAAUAAAACAAUCAGUAGAAUAUUUAUUAAUGGAACUGGUGAAGAAAGUGUUAUUUGGCAGGAUGCAAAUGGUCUAGAAGGAAUGGCGGUUGAUUGGAUAGGAAGAAAAUUGUAUUGGUUGGAUCGCAGUAGUAAACAUUUGCAUGUAGCUGAACUAAAUGGUAGAAAUAGAAGAGUUCUGAUUAAUAAAGGCAUUUCUGAUCCAAGAGCUAUUGCCAUACAUCCUGGUAUUGGUANCUUUUUUUUAAUCCUGUGUAACAAUGUAAUUUUUAUCAACAGAUAUGCAGAUUUUGAUGGUAAAAACAGACACAUCAUCUUAUCCGGUACAUCUGUUCCACACGUUUUUGCAAUGACACUCUUUGAUGAUUGGAUAUAUUGGACAGAUUGGAAUCUGAAAAGAAUUUUUAGAGCUCAUAAAUAUAAAGGAAAUAAUCUAGAGGUUUUGCGAAAUACUUCCCAUAGUCCUUAUGAUAUCCAUAUUUAUCAUCAUCUUAGACAGUUACCAUAUGAUAACCCAUGCAAGAAUAAUAAUGGAGGUUGUAGUCAUUUAUGUCUAAUUUCACCUGGUGGAAAAACCUAUAGUUGCAGUUGUCCAAACAAUUUUGUUCUUCUUUCGGAUAAUCGCACUUGUAUAGCCAAUUGCACUAAACGUCAGCAUCGUUGCAGUGGCGAUGACGACCGGUGCAUACCUAUGUUUUGGAAAUGUGAUGGAAAUAAGGAUUGUCAAGAUGGUUCAGAUGAAAUGGAUUGCCGUAAUUAAUUUUUAUACAUAUUAUUAUUUUUGAAAAAAUUAAAUAGAAUUUGUAUGGAAACUUUUGUUUUUUAUUUAGCACCAUUUACUUGCAAAGUGGGACAGUUCCAAUGUGCCGACAACAAAACUUGCAUUUCUCGUGUCCGAGUCUGUGAUGGAAAGAAUGACUGCCAAGACAAUUCUGAUGAAAAAUAUUGCGAAUUACAUUGUGGUGAAAAUAGCUUUAAAUGCAAACGUUCUGGAAGAUGUGUACCGAAUACAUGGCAUUGCGAUGGUGAUAAUGAUUGUGCUGAUGGAUCCGACGAGGAUCCAGAAUUGUGCCAUAAACAAAAAUGUGAUCCAGAAACACAAUUCAAGUGCCAAAAUGGUAAAUGUAUCCCAAAACUUUGGUUCUGUGAUUUUGAUGAUGACUGUGGUGAUAAUUCAGAUGAACCUGCACACAGAUGUAGAAACAGAAACUGUACUACAGGAUGGAAGAAAUGUCCGACAGUUGGUAACUAUCGAUGCAUACCCUCUUGGUUAUUCUGUGACGGCAAAGACGAUUGUCGUGAUAACUCAGACGAAACGACUCCAGAGCACUGUCCAAAAUGCCACGAAUCUGGAGAUUUCCGCUGUAAAAAUAACCGCUGCAUUCCUUUAAGGUGGCGGUGUGAUUUUGAAGAUGACUGUGGGGAUAACUCUGAUGAAGAAAAAGAAAGUUGCACCAAUCUCUAUCGUGAUUGUUCUGAAAGUGAGUUUCAGUGUAAAAAUAAGAAAUGUAUACCAAUGAAGUGGCGAUGCGAUCACGACGAUGACUGCGAAGAUGGAAGCGACGAACAAAAUUGCAAAGAUUUUACUUGUAAACCAGACCAAUUUAAAUGCUUAAGUGGGCAUUGUAUUAAUGCAAAAUUGAGAUGUGAUGGGAACAAGGAUUGUAAAGAUACUUCGGACGAGCUCCAUUGUCCGACACGUUUUCCAAAUGGCCGAUAUUGCCAAGAAAAUAUGUUUCAAUGCAAUAACACAAUCUGUUUACUUCAUGAUUUUGUUUGUGACGGAGAUGACGACUAUGGAGACAACUCUGAUGAACAUGAUAGUGUCUGUUCUAAUUUCUCCUGCGACACUUCUCGUAAAUUCCUGAAAAAUCGUCGCUGCAUUCCAAAAUGGCAAACCUGCAAUGGUCGCAAUGACUGUGGAGAUGGAAGCGACGAAAAUGACCAUUCCAUGUGCUACAGACCUCCUCCCUCUUGCAAAAAAGGACAAUUUAAGUGCACUAACGGAAAAUGUAUUGAACUGACAAAAGUCUGCGAUCACGAAGAUGACUGCGGAGAUCUUUCGGACGAAGUGGGAUGCAAUGUUGGAAAAUGCGAUACUGUUACUAAAGGUGGAUGUCAACAUAAUUGCACAUCUCUAAAAGAUAACGGAUAUAUUUGUAUCUGUGAUAAAGGAUACAAAGUAAAUAGUAAGGAUACUAAAUUAUGUGAUGAUAUAGACGAAUGUGCCAAUUUUGGAAAUAACUGUUCGCAAAUAUGUACAAACACCAAAGACUCAUAUACAUGUUCUUGCCACGAGAGUUUCCAACAAUAUGGAAAACACUGUGCCGCCACAGCAGAUUCCAACUUACUCGUAUUGUAUGCCGUCGGUCCCGAAAUUCGUUCGUUGGAUCCCCGCCUGCAGAUUCAGUCUUCCGUCAUCAACAACCAGACCAGGAUUCAGGCAUUUGACUUUGAUCCAGUGAGAGAUAUCGUCUACUGGGCAGAUUCGUUUGACAAAACGAUAAAACGUUCUUUCCUUCCCGACACGAAACACCAAGGAACCGGUUAUGCCCAGAAUCUGGAACUGAAGGGAAUUACCAAACCGACGGCCAUUGCCGUGGACUGGGUGGGAAGAACUUUGUAUUGGAUGGAUAUCAAUCUCUCCGGAAACAAACCUCAGGGAAGAAUAUUCGUCGGUCACCUGGACGGACGUUACAGGCACACGGUCGUCUCCACCGGACUGGAAAAUCCCACGUCGUUGGCUCUGGAUCCAGAAUUGGGGUAAGUUAAGGAAUCAAGCAAGAGUUUUAAAACAAAACAAAAAUUGUGAGGUGAUCUUGUUAUUUCUUUAGUAUGGCAUUGGGAUUAAAAUCGUGUUAUAACUUUCUCAAUUCGUAUAGCAAAUGAUAUGUUGCAUUGAUCUAUGCAAACAAGAUUCUGAAAAUGAAGAUUUAACAAGUCUCUCUCUUCUUCCAAUUUAAUUCUAUAAAAGCUUUUCCUAUGAACUUAUGAUUCCAAUGCAGACUUCUGUUAUAUGGUUAUUUUUAGUCCUUUUUAUAUAUAUAAAAAAAAUUUAAUUGUUAAAUACUCUGGGUUCCAAAAUUAAAACUUGAUUUACACCAGGGGCAGCCCAAU
Messenger RNA from Centruroides sculpturatus (bark scorpion), 13034 nucleotides. RefSeq names its product low-density lipoprotein receptor-related protein 2-like (gene mgl). Gene Ontology annotation, molecular function: calcium ion binding; protein binding. The record is from RefSeq and is a predicted model, not a curated record. NCBI's taxonomy places the organism in Eukaryota, Metazoa, Arthropoda, Arachnida, Scorpiones, Buthidae.